GCGGCCCGGUCACAAGAUGGCCGCUGCUUCGCCGGCGCUUUCCGUGCCGGACCUAGGAGCUGGUGCUGUUCCCUUUCCUCCAACCCAACGGCUUACUUUGAAGGAAGUGUUUGAGAAUGGGAAACCUAAAAUUGAUGUUUUGAAAAACCAUUUGGUGAAAGAAGGGCGACUGGAAGAGGAAGUAGCCUUAAAGAUAAUCAAUGAUGGGGCUGCCAUCCUGAGACAAGAGAAGACCAUGAUAGAAGUAGAUGCUCCAAUCACGGUGUGUGGUGACAUUCAUGGACAGUUCUUUGACCUGAUGAAGUUGUUUGAAGUUGGAGGAUCACCUAGUAACACACGCUACCUCUUUCUGGGUGACUAUGUGGACAGAGGCUAUUUCAGUAUAGAGUGUGUGCUGUUUUUAUGGAGUUUAAAGAUUAAUCAUCCCAAAACAGUGUUUCUGCUUCGAGGAAAUCAUGAAUGCAGGCAUCUUACAGAAUACUUCACCUUCAAACAGGAAUGUCGAAUCAAAUAUUCUGAACAGGUGUAUGAUGCGUGUAUGGAGACAUUUGACUGUCUUCCUCUUGCUGCCCUCUUAAACCAGCAGUUUCUGUGUGUACAUGGAGGGAUGUCACCUGAAAUUACUAGUUUAGAUGACAUUAAGAAAUUAGAUCGGUUUAAAGAACCUCCAGCCUUUGGGCCAGUGUGUGACCUGCUUUGGUCUGAUCCUUCAGAGGAUUAUGGCAAUGAAAAGACCUUGGAGCACUAUACCCACAACACUGUCCGAGGGUGCUCUUAUUUUUACAGUUACCCUGCAGUCUGUGAAUUUUUGCAGAACAAUAAUUUGUUAUCAAUAAUCAGAGCUCAUGAAGCCCAGGAUGCUGGGUAUCGAAUGUACAGGAAGAGCCAAACAACAGGCUUUCCAUCACUCAUUACAAUUUUCUCUGCCCCCAAUUACCUAGAUGUCUAUAAUAAUAAAGCUGCUGUGCUAAAAUACGAAAACAAUGUCAUGAAUAUCAGGCAGUUUAACUGUUCUCCACACCCCUACUGGCUUCCAAACUUUAUGGACGUUUUCACAUGGUCUUUGCCAUUUGUUGGGGAAAAAGUCACAGAGAUGCUGGUUAACAUUCUCAACAUAUGCUCUGAUGAUGAAUUGAUUUCCGAUGAUGAAAUUGAAGAUCACUACAUUUCAAGCUAUCGGAAAGGAGGCACUACAGUUCGAAAGGAAAUCAUCAAGAAUAAAAUCAGAGCCAUUGGGAAGAUGGCACGGGUCUUUUCAAUUCUGCGGGAAGAGAGUGAGAGUGUGCUGACUCUCAAGGGCCUGACUCCAACAGGGACACUCCCUCUAGGUGUCCUCUCAGGAGGAAAACAGACUAUUGAGACAGCCACAGUAGAAGCGGUAGAGGCCCGGGAAGCCAUCAGAGGGUUUUCGCUUCAGCACAGGAUCCGGAGUUUUGAAGAAGCCCGAGGUCUGGACCGAAUUAACGAACGGAUGCCACCCCGAAAAGACAGCCAGUACCCCGAUGGGCCAGUGAAAUUGGUUGCCCCUCCACAACCCAACGCUGCGCACAGGAGCGACAGGGGGAGAAGAGCCAGUAAUGACGCAGAGCCCUGCUGUGGCACAGGGUGCCAUUGAAGAAGAUUGCUCCGAUUUCAGUGGCUAAAACUUUUCUUCUGGAAAACUUGAUUAGUGUAGAACUUCUAAAUGAAUAAUCCAAACCUGGAGAUUUGAGGGCCAAGGAGAAUGUUUUCCAUAUAACCUACUUUUGGACUCUCAGUUCUCUCUAAAUACAUUCUAGUAAGAUAAAAUAAAAAGCAGUGAGGGAUUUUCUUAGAAUUACUCAAAAUUUCUUCUUCCAAACAAGGGCAUGAUUGAUUUAAACUUCCCUUAGAACUUUGGAGGUUUCUCAACUGUUCCCAGAACCUUUUGCUUUCAUUUUUGAAGCCCAAAACUGCAAGGGAAGGUGAUUUACCCAACUGCAAGGGAAGCUACAUUUCUAAAUAUUUUAUAAAUGCCCUCCAUAGAGCUUUCAACAGUAAGAAGUAUUUAUGUCCUUCUGUGUGACUGCAUCAGCUAUUGUGUGUGUUCUCCCCUUUGUCCUUCUGUUUUUCUGCGUCAGUGUUUUAAAAACCAACUGGGGUAAUGGAAACUGACUAGGGUAGAAUGAUUCUCUUAUGAAUUGGAAGUCUUGCUAAAGGGCAUUGGAUGAUGAGGAUUUCCUAUUUUCUGUAUCAAUUACUGGGAUGUUUCUCCAUCUUUAAACACUCAUUAGGCUGAACUGUAUGUCAGUCUUCGUCAGCAUAUUUUGGAACACGAAAACAAGUGUUCAGAUACAGCGUUUGAAUAGUCUUCUCUUAGUUUUUCAAGUAACAACGAGUGAGGGAAAGAAAUUUCGGUGAUCCUUGGGCUCCUGUUUUUGGUUUAGUCUGGUGACAGGUGCCAUGUCAUAAUACUCAUUGGUCAACUUUGUAGUGAAUGUGCAUGUCUGGGCAAUACUACACCAAAGUGCUUAUUUACGGAAUUCUUAAUAUCAUUUGGGAUGUAGGAGUCCAGCAUUGAAGCAAGUAUCUCUUGACAGUACUACUUUAUGUUGUAAGCUUUAAGGACACCAGAAACCUUUUUCAAAAAAAACAAGAAACCCCCAAUACCCCACAUAAUUUUACUAGAAGAAUGAGGAUUUAGCCCAUCUAUCUCUGUUUUCCUAUACCUUUUGCUAACAGUUCCCAAUUUAUGACAGAGAUCAAAGCAUUUUGGGGCUUGGAAUCUGGUGGCAUGGAUUGCUUUGUCAAUAAAAACGAUAGGAAGAAUAUGGGGGAAGGAGAUAAAAGACCUCUUACUGGGUUAUGAGUAAAACCUAUGAAAGGAGGGAAACAAAAGUCUUGAGUAGUUAUCUUUACCGAUCACUUUUUUAUACUCAGAGAGGGAAUUCUUCACCCGGAUGGCCUCACACUCCUCCCUCCCCCAGUCCCUCUCAAGAAAGGACCACUGUUUUGGAAAUCUCACCUAAAAUGAAGAUCAGUCGACAUGACAGAUUUGAUGGAUGAGUCUCCAUCUCUUUCUCCUUUUCUCCUAUCUGAGGCUGUUAUACAUACAUAAUCAGCAGGUAGAAACCACUCUUAAGGGCUUCAAUCAUCAGGCAAGUAGUGAAAUAGUUACUGAAGAUCUUUACAAGCAAAAAAUGCUGUUCUAGUAAAAAGGAUUAUUAUUUAGGAAUGUCUUAAUUAUCUUUUCAAAAACAAGUUAUACAGUAAAGCAAGUUUCCUUGACAGAGGCAUGGCAAAAGACCUAUAAAUACAGAGAAGAAACUGAGGGUUGCCACGGUGGAGAGGGGAUGGGCAAAAUGGGUGAAGGCGAGAGGGAGAUCCUGGCCUCCAGUUAUGAAUGAGUAAGUUGUGAGUAUAAAAGGCACAGUGUAAGAAAUACAGUCAGUGAUACCAUAGUAGGGAUGUAAGGGGACAGAUGGUAGCUACACUUGUGGUAAACAUAGCAUGAUGUAUAAACUUGUCAAAUCACUUAGUUGUACAUCUGAAAUGUAACGUGUGUCAAAUAAAAAAAAAAAAAAAAAAAAAAGGAUAUUUUAUAGUUACUCUGUGAGCUGUGGGGGGAUCAGCCAGAGAGGUAAGAAGUCAUGAUUCAAGAAAAUCAGAAUGAGUUUACAAUAAAGCAACAAGGAAGUUAGGUUUGAAAAUUCAAAUUCUGUUGAAUUCUGAAGGUAUAGCUAUUUCUUAUGUUCUAUAGAAAGUUGGGGUGUGUGUUUCAGUAGUUUAGAAAGUUGUGUAUAAAUGUGUCUCCAUGUGAUACAGGUAGCUUCUGAAAGUGAGACCGUCAAUCUAUACUGUCAUCUGUAUUUGCACCUAUGACUCAAGACGAUUUAGAAGGCAUGAGCCUUGGGGAUAUAUACGUAUGUAUAUAUGUAUAUGUAUAUAUAUAUGGAUGUAUCCAUAUAUGAAUAUACGUAUUGUGAUAACAGUACUUGUUCUUCACUUUAGACUUCAUUAGAGGGUUUUUAACAUGUUUUCGAAUGUUUUAAUCUAAGCAGUAGCUCCCCGGAUGGCUGGUUUCCUGUUCCAGGUUUGCCUAAGGCCAUCAUUUCAAAUACUUUAAUUGCUGUCAGAGCUCUGCAAUAUCCCCAUUUUCAAAGCCUCUUCUGUAUUAUUAAAUCUUCCCCCUGCAUGUUUUAAAGAUACUAAAAAUACUUUUAUCUUGUUCUCCUUCACUUUAAGGUCCAUAGGGACCUUAUUUUCUUCAACUCCUCUCAUCUGGGGGGAGAAAAACACUUCUUACAUCAGUUUCCCAGACAUGUUGGAGGACCCUUUUGUAUACUUUACUGAAAUAUCACUUAAAAAAAUGACACUUCCCAAGAACCAGUUUUUCUAAUUUUGUUUUACAUCAAAUUGAUCAGAUGACUUUUUUUAAGUAAAAAUUUGAAAACUCAUUAACACAAGCUUAAAACAUACAUCCUUUUUAAAUCUGUGUGUCCUGAAUAUUUAGAGCAAAAACAACCCAAGAAGCCAAGGGUGUGUGUGUGUGUUUAAUGGAAUGCUAAAUAAAAGCAGCCUCAGUUUUCUUUAAAACCUCAAGGCAAACACUUGGUUAUGGGACAGGCAAUUGCUGAUUUGUUGGCGUUUUGUGACUGGAUACUGACUGGCAAAGGGAAAAUUGCGUAUCACUCUCUGAUGGGCUUGAUCUGGCCCCUGGUCUAGGGAUAGGAGAAUCAGACUUUCCACGAAUACCAGUAUUUCUCAUAUCCUUCAAUCUAUAUUUACAUUGCCUUUUCUGCUCCUACACAGAUGGUUGUGGUUCAGUGAAGCAAGUUCCUGUCAAUAGCAGAGAUUUGGUUUCUUCUCCUAAUAACUUAGAUGUGACUUCCUGACACUGUUCAAAAUAGGAAAAGAAAAAUCCUUUUGUUUGUUUUGCCAACAGAAUAUUAUUAUUUAGGGGCGCCUGGGUGGCUCAGUCGUUAAGCGUCUGCCUUCGGCUCAGGGCGUGAUCCCGGCAUUCU
Ailuropoda melanoleuca (giant panda) is the source of this 4982-nucleotide messenger RNA. It is a transcript of the gene PPP3CC, whose product is annotated as protein phosphatase 3 catalytic subunit gamma. The transcript has 16 exons. Gene Ontology annotation, molecular function: calmodulin-dependent protein phosphatase activity. The coding region runs from base 17 to 1615 and encodes 532 amino acids. Lineage: Eukaryota; Metazoa; Chordata; Mammalia; Carnivora; Ursidae. The record is from RefSeq and is a predicted model, not a curated record. Gene Ontology annotation, biological process: calcineurin-mediated signaling.